UGUUGAUGUGUUUUCAUAGCGCGUAAGAGCGUGGGCGGAAGACAUCGACAAUUGGCUGGGGAGGGUCAUGUCAUUUUUGAAAAUGCUGCUGGAGGGUCGUUGAAAAUUAUAUAGCAGGCAGGGGAGGGUCAUGCAACUUUUAAUCGAAGCACUCAAAAUCCCUCCGGUGAUCCCGUUUAUAAAUAACGAACGGUCCCUUAUGUGCAUUUCUCCCUCCCCUCAGGAUGUCAUUUUCUUUAAAGGAGAUCUGCGAGCUUGUGAACGUGAGGUAUGAUAGGGCACUUGAGGGAAGCGUCAGGGAUGAAGAAGAUUCGCCAUCAAUCUCCUCCAAGGACUCAGACAUAGCUUCCAGUGAAGACUCGCUUGAUGAUUACAUUCCUGACAGAGAGAAUACAGACGAACAAAGUGAAAAUGAUGACUGUAACCCAGGGACAUCUGCUGAUGACGAUGCUGUUCGGCGAAAGAGGAGGGCCAACCCUUCACGUUGGAAAGCAAAUGUUCAAAAAAAAAGGAGGAUGAUGGGUCAAUCAUACCGUGGAAGGAGAGGAAACGGAAGCAUCAUCAAAGAAGCAAGAAAAAUGGGGGAGAGGUGCCAGAGUGCGUCCUGUCAGAAAUCAAAACAAAUCCAAUGCUGCGAAAUUGACGAAGGGCGGAUGAAGGACAUUUUCAAAUACUUUUGGGAGAAAUUGGACUGGAAAGAGAGGAGGAUGUACGUGAAAACAAUGGUGGAAGUGAACGGUGUUAAGCGUCGCCGAACAGAAGCGGUCACAUCUCGGAGGUCUGCUUCUCUGUUCUGUUUUUUAUGUGUAGAUGGGAAAAGAAUAAGGGUCUGUCAGCGGAUGUUCUUGUCUACACUUGGGAUCAGGCAGUGGACAUUCCUUAAGUGGGUAGGAAGACGGGGAGAUAGUCCCAAGAAGACAGAGAGGGCAUGUUCAGACAACAGCAUCAGAGCACUAUCACGACAGGUUUUCACAGUAGCGUUCAACCAACUGAAUCUUUCCUUAUUUCAUCCGAAAAAAGAUCAAUGCGACACCUGCUGUGCAUUCAAAGCCGGGAACAUCGAGGCUGCUCUGUGGGAGAAACACCGAAAGAAAAAAGAUGAUGCCAGAGAAGAAAAGGAAAAUGACAAACAACUGGCUACCAACACCUGCUUAGUUACGUGCAUGGAUCUGCAGAGCCUUCUCCUGUGCCCAAAACUUCAAGUGUCUGCCCUGUACUACAAGAUGAAGCUUGGCGUUCACAAUCUACAACAUGGCAUCACAUGCAGCAAAAAAUUACCUGUGGCAUGAGGGUGAAGCGGGGCUCUCUGCCAGUGAAUUUGCCUCGUGUAUUGUACACUUUCUCAAAUCCCAAGCAUCGUACAGCGAGUUUGUCCUCUGGAGUGAUGGAUGUGGCUACCAAAACAGAAACCUCGUGCUCAGCAAUGCACUGCUGAAGUUUGCAACGGAGAUGAAAAAAACAGUUACUCAGAAGUACCUGGAAAGAGGCCACACCCAAAUGGAGUGUGAUUCAGUGCACAGUGUAAUCGAGAGGAAGAUGCGGGAUCGGGAUGUCCAUGUCCCCGCAGAGUAUGUAGCGGUCAUCCGCGGAGCUCGUUCCCGCCCCUUCCCUUAUGACGUGCAAUACGUUGACCACACCUUUUUCCAUGACUUCAGCAAGGUCACCAUCUGCAAGUCUCUCCGACCAGGCAGCAAAGUAGGAGAUCCGACCGUGCAUGACCUCCGGGCAAUCAGAUACAACAUUGAUGGCAGCAUGGAGUACAAGUUGCUCCACUCCGAUCCCUGGCAGCCCUACUCCGUCCCAUCGCUGAGGAAACCAUGCCACACUGUGGUCCCACUCCAUCCAUCCCGUCCAAAAAUCAAAGCGGCGAAGUUCAAACAUCUUCAGGAACUGAAGCACGUUGUACCGAAGGAUUUUCAUUCAUUUUUUGACUCACUGUCCCAUGACUGAUCACUUACAAUAGCACACACACACUAGCACGCGCACACACACACACACACACAACAACGCUCGCAAACAUGCGCAACACACACAAUAAUGCACAGUCCCUCAAUCCUGUUCAUUGACAUGACAUAAAUUAUACAGAAACAUGCAUCACUAAUGAACUAACAUCACUCAGAUUGGCAUCAAGAUUAAUUGAAAAUUAAUUAAUUUAAAUUGGUGUAGUUAUACACAACUAGCAAGACCAAUCAACAUGACGAGCUCUGGAUUCUGGUGCCUAAGUUUUAACAGGUUAUGUGUUGUAAAAUACUUUUGAUAACUUUUGGCCAAGUUUGAUAACUUUUAGCUGAGGGGUGGUAGGAUAUUGAUUGAAAUUUCUGUGUUUGAUUGUGCCUGGAGACCUUCCCCCACCACUUAUCAGUUUGUGUCUCUGUUGUUGAAAUGUAAAAGUGUUUUUAUACUUCGAAAUAUCCACAUGUGAUUGUGGUUUUGAUGAGUAAUGUUUGAUUGUGCCUGGAGACCUUCCCCCACCACAUAUCAGUUUGUGUGUCUGUUGUUGAAAUGUAAAAGUGUUUUUAUACUGCCAUCAACCCAGCGUGUAAUGUCAGCCUUUUAAAUAGAUAAAUAAAUA
Molecule: messenger RNA, 2572 nt
Organism: Alosa sapidissima (American shad)
Lineage: Eukaryota; Metazoa; Chordata; Actinopteri; Clupeiformes; Clupeidae
Exons: 7
Coding region: 225-1289 (354 amino acids)
Source: RefSeq, a predicted model, not a curated record